Molecule: messenger RNA, 3637 nt
Organism: Diaporthe batatas
Lineage: Eukaryota; Fungi; Ascomycota; Sordariomycetes; Diaporthales; Diaporthaceae
Exons: 4
Coding region: 53-3637 (1194 amino acids)
Source: RefSeq, a predicted model, not a curated record
AUGAGAAGGACACAGCCGACGGCUACAUCAGUUCCAACCGAGUCUAACUCUCAUGCUUUCGGUUGUCUCCUUUGGUGCCAUCCAACGUUCUCAUCAGCAGAGAAUUAAAAGCAGACAGCAGCCUACAAUUACAUCCGUGGAAUUGCUUUUCAAGGAAACAUAUACAAUCGCAGCGCGAUUCUUCGAUAACAGGAACCCUGUGCAGAAACCGUUCAGUAUUAUUCACUUUGGCGGUAGGGGCGUCGGGAGUGGGUCAACUCUGGGCAAGAUGUCCGAAGAGAGCCUGCCAUUUGUACUGAAGAUGGAUCAGCAAGAGGAGAGGCUCUCAACACUACAUCGCUCUCACAAACCUAUUCCUCAGGGCUAUUCGCUGCCUCAGUCCAGACAGCCGAUAGAUGAAAACAAGCCGGUGUCUAAAGGGAUCUCUCCACCCCAGGAAAACCGUGGCGGCCGCAAUCUAGAGCGAUCGACGAGUAGGAGCGGCCCCAAAAAACGAAGUUCGAAGCCUGAAGCAGAUACAGCACAUGAGCCGGGGUACAUCAAGCCUCAUUUCGACAAUACUGAUAUCAGAUUCACAGCCGACGCAUUCAAGGGCGACAAAAAAGAAAAGGCCAGGCCGGAGGUCCAAGAAACGGCUCCUACCCACGACUUCCAAAUAAGCUCACACCAGGGAGCAUCUCGAUCCAAAUCAGUCAACACCGAUUUCACAUCCGAAGGAAGUUCAACAGCCGUGCCAGAAGCCCAAACGUGCCUUUACAUCAUCAAGCAGGGCAUAUCUUACGCGAUCCCUCACCGCCUCGAGCCCGGACUUCGUGAUACAGUCAACAAUGCCCUGCGACUUCAACCCUCUCAGAAGUCAGUGUACAAGAAGAUUGCUUCUCUGAGCCCUGAAAAUAUUGCUGCCCUGGAGACGGUGCUUGAUGAUGGGGGAAUCGGGCCGCAGACUCGGAGACUGGUCCAUCUAAGUAUUCUGCAAAAAGCUCUGUUCCAAAUUGGGAGCAGCAAGGAGGACACGGUGUUGGCGAUUGUGGAGGAUCCUGAUCCCCAGCGACCUUGGAGAGAUGAUGAAGAAAGGAUGGACGAAAAUGAGGAACACCUUCCGCGGCGACCGUCAUACCCUGUGCCUCUACCACUUGAACAUCGCCCUGCUACCUUGAGCGAUCGAUUUGGGCCAAAAUUGGAUGAGCAUCUAGGAUCACGUGGUAGAUCACGCCUUGUCAAACGCCGUUUCCACCACGACGUACAGGACGUGUCAACAGCCAUGAUGGAUCUUUCCGACUACCAGGCUGCGUUGACUACUUACCGUGUUUGGAUCAUUCAGCAGCACCCCAGUCUAAAGAAACACGAAACUGAGGCGCAAAACUGGACAAAGUGCAUAGUAACAGAAGAUUUCUGCAACCAGGAUGCUAUCGGGGAACGUCUCCAUGCGCUGGACAAAAGAUCUCCGUCAGUGACCAACAAGAGACUAUCGCUCCGACCAGACCAGCAAAGCCAAAUUAGCUUUCUCCACGAGACUCUUCUUAAUGACGAAACAGAUGAAGACUAUCAAUGGGGUCUCAGACAGCUGGACCUGGUCCGUUCUAAGGAAAAGCCAUUUCAGCUCAUUCCUACUGUUACUGCCAUUUUCGUGUAUCUCGCAAGGACUCCGCGAGCGCAUGUCAACCUUCAGCGUCUCUUCGAGACGCAGCACAUGGCCGAGAACAAUCGAAGACCGGCAUACUUUUCCACCGUGGAUGGAGCUGAGCAUUUGUCUGCACCUCGACCUUAUUUCAACAAUGAUAAUUCCUUCGCAGGACAACGCCCUAAUAUUCGAAUUCCAUCGGCGACUCCCCAGCCAUGGGACUACGGUUACGCACCCCGUCCACCCAUGGCCCCCGAUGCGCCGUACAACCCCCAUGGCCCCCCUUCAGGUUUUCCACCGCCUUUACCACCGCCACCAACAGCAACAAGACCAAUAUACAGCUCUGUUGAUAGGCGGAUUCCACAAGCUCCUCGGACUGGGUUCCCCCGCGGCCCACAGCGGCGGGGGAUAAUCACGGAAAGCUCCUCGGAUUCGGACUCGAUUUAUGAAUCAAGUGUGUACCGUGGCGAGCACAGCAAGAAACAGCCGAAGGAGGAGACUCGCCUGAUUUCUCGUUUGGUGUCGAAACGAGUUCUCAGCGAUCUCGCAUACCCAUGGAGAGACGAGGGUCGCUACGUUGUUGUUCUUAAAAAUCUCGACGAGGAUCAGUUGGAGGAGAUACUCAGGAUGAGCGAAGAUCACAGGACACCUGAAGACGGGCUCAACUUUGACCCAUCGAAUCAGAUGAGACCUCGUCGCAAUUCCAUCGAUGACGAAGCACGACAUUCAGCAUUACAGCCGAAGACACAUGCAGUUGGCCGCCAAGAUCACUCCCUCGAAAAGGUGCGCGUGCCUACUGAUGAAGGCCAUGCCUUAGGUACGGCAGCGGCGAACGCAACCGACCGCAACAUGGCUAGAAGGUUCCCCUACCGACAGCGCUCUUUACUGCGCGACUCGAAGUUGCGGCGCAAAUCAUCCGACAUGUACUUGCGAUCGCGUGCUAUUGCACGUUUGGGAAUCCCCGAAUCCGAAGCCAGGGCGGCACUCGAAGCGAACCGCGUCCUGGACGGAUUGGAGCGUUCCGUGUCGGAGCUCGAUACGACCGAGAGACGGCCUUUGUACCACUCUCAAUUUGAAAGCAGGCCAUAUGACCCCCAAAGGAACGCGGAUGACCAGAUGAUCAAUCAGCUAUUGGUGGAAUGUACACCUCAAGGGGCCAGUGUCCAUAGAGGAACCGAGCCUGCAAGCGCCUGGGUGAGACCAAAGAAUAUGGCCGCUACAGAAAUAGAUAAGUAUGAGGAAGAUGCCGAUCUCAGUGAAUCGUCUGCAUUUGAUGACGAUCUCUACGGCUCAUGUGAACACUCCAGUGUCAGGGAUUUGAUUCCAAAGACGCCUCAGACUGGCGAACCGCUAUGGGCAGAGCUACACGACGCAGCCUUUGCAGACCACGACGUCAGAACCAAGACUGUGAAGGGGGCAGGAAUAGAUGAGGAGGCCAUCCUGGCCGGGCAGAAUGACCCAAUGACGGAAAUAGAGCGGCCUGAAGGCCGACUAGCCACGCUGAAGUCAAUGAGAGGUGGGAAGACGGCGCAGGACAUAAUCCUGGCUCCUGCAGCGAUGACACAGCCGACGCCGCCGCGAAUGCCGGCCCAGAGUCAGAUGCAGGAAGGCCCAGACACGGCCGCAGGAGCCACUAACGUAGUGGUUGUGUCCUCGCCGACACAACCCACGAUACAACGCCGAGUGACAGUGGAUGAAGUAGAAGACGAGGAAGACACCAGCAAGCAGCCCGCGAAACACCACCCACCGCCCGAACUCGAAUACAGCGGCGACAGAGCGGACAAGCCCGAACGCGCGUCCGCUCUCCCCGAGACCGCGAAGACGGCGGGCGCAGAGCUGGAGUGGGAACAACGGGUCCUGGAGGAUACCACGGCAUUUUCCGAGCCUCCUGAUCGGCGAGGGCGGAGAGCGUAUUUGGAGUCCCCCUCACGGAGGAGUGUGAGGGCCGCCCAGCGGGAGGCUUCGAAGCACAAAAAGCAUGGCCGAAGGAGGCUGCAGAAAGGGGCUGUCGGGUGA